AGGACGCAUGCGCCAAACCAAAACCUCUCUCUCUCUCUCACCCACUCUCUUCUUCUUCUUCUUCUUCUUCUUCCUCAUCAGUUCUAUCUCCUCCCUCGUAAUUCGUGCUCGUUUGUCUCAGAGUGAUCAAUGGCGGCAUAAUAGGUAUUGCGUUUCCCGAAUUGUUGAGCUCUUUCGGCUUCUCUCUCGCAUUUCCGACGCUAAACGACGAGACAAAGCGCGUUCCAUAAAGAAACUAGAUAACUGCUCAUGGAUCUGAAUCAUCUGAUAUAUUCUCUGCACAAAUCCAAGCCUCGGAACUAGCUUCCAUUCAGUCCCGCGCUGAAUAACUGCAGAGCAUCCGGAAAUUUCGCCUGCAAAACCGGCUGAUCAGAGUAUAAAGGUCGAAGAACCUCUCUAUUACACUUUGAAAAAAGAAAAUCAAUGGGAAAAUCAACGAGUAGAGACUGGACGCAGAUCUACGCGAUCUACGGAAUGGACCAAUGGCAGACCCUAAUCUUCCUCUUAUGUCAAGCAAUCCUCUUCUCCAUCCUUUCCGUACUCUACCUCCUCUACUUCAACCCCAUAUGCGCCUUCUUUGAGCGAUUGCUCUCAAUAGCCGCCGUGCCCAGCGGCUCCGCCCGAUUCGUCGCCGGCUUCACCGGCUCCGUCACUGCACUGUCCGCCCUCUGCCUCUUCUUCGCCGCUGCCAACUUCUUCUACUCCUCUGUCCCGCUCCACUACGACAUGGCCCAACGGAUUGUUUCCGCUGUCAGCGACUGGUCAUCGGUGAAGCUAGCCCUAGACCUGGGCUGCUGCGGCCGCGGUAUCCUUCUUAACGCUGUCGCGACGCAGCUCAAGAAAGAAGGGAGUUCGGGUCGGGUCGUGGGGCUUGACUGGUCGAAACGGACCACACUAUCAACCUUACGGAGCGCGAAGAUGGAAGGAGUGGGAGAGUACGUGACGUGUAGAGAAGGAGACGCGAGGAGGCUUCCGUUUCCCGAUGACUACUUCGACGUGGUGGUCUCUGGGGUGUUCGUACACACAGUCGGCAAGGAAUACGGUCACCGGAGCGCUGAGGCGGCGGCGGAGAGGAUGAGGGCGGUGGGGGAGGUGGUGAGGGUGAUGAAGCCGGGAGCAGUGGGAGUGGUUUGGGACCUACUUCACGUGCCGGAGUACGUGAGGAGGUUGCAGGAACUGAAGAUGGAGGACAUCAGGGUGUCGGAGCGCGUGACGGCGUUUAUGGUGAGCAGCCACAUCGUCUCCUUCCGGAAGCCUAGUCAGCAAGUCGUUGGGCCACCGGAGGUCCGCCUCGACUGGAGACUCUGAUGACGUGGCAAUACCUACACAUAAAAAGCGAUAUAGGCAUAGAAAAAAAGGGGUUUAUUUACAAGUUACAAUAAUAAAAGUUUUUCUUUUUUUGGGUGUCUGGGGAGGCGAAGUCGAACCAGGGGUUUUAUUGGUAAAAGGCAAUGGGUGAUGAGGAUAUUGUAGUCGUUUGCGAGGAGAUAUCAAAUAUUUAAAGAGGAAGAAAACGGUUACUAUUAUUGUUAUUAUAAUAUGAUUAUCAUCAACCUUAUAGUAGUACUCACUGAUGCCUGAUUUUUGUAUAGAACUGAAAAAUACGCAGAAGCAGGAUAGGAAGAUUAACCUUUAAAUGAAAUUUGUUUGCUGUUUUCUAA
This is a messenger RNA of Prosopis cineraria, 1661 nucleotides long. RefSeq lists its product as uncharacterized. The record is from RefSeq and is a predicted model, not a curated record. The transcript is spliced from 3 exons. Gene Ontology annotation, molecular function: S-adenosylmethionine-dependent methyltransferase activity. Lineage: Eukaryota; Viridiplantae; Streptophyta; Magnoliopsida; Fabales; Fabaceae. Bases 424 to 1308 code for a protein of 294 amino acids.